UGAUUUAUAUACUGUCAGCCUUGUGGGAAGCAGUGCCAAGCAGGCCGUCCCGCACAGCUGUCCCCCUUUGGCGCCACAUAAUGACAACAAGAAGAGGGAAGGUGGGUUGUGUGUGAAACCUUCAGCACCGCGGCGUCAUGUCAGGCAGAGGACCUGCUUCUCCCGUCUGGUCUUCCCCUCACGCUUCGAUCGGUCUGGCAAUUUCAUAAGCAGGGCAGAUAAGAACAAGAGAACUCAAGAAAACAUGGGAAGUUGCAAGAAGUCAUCAGGCUUACACGUGGAGUUUCCUCUAGGUACACGUACUCGUCUCCAAAGGCUUAUUAUUAUUUUUUUCAGAGGAAGAAGCAAAAGCAGCAGCAACAGCAGCAGCAGUUCAUUGGCGGAAACGAGACAGGAGGCAGCACGUUAGGUUGUGUGUUUAUUUCAAGCAGGCGACGCGACCUGCUUGUGGGACCCCCAUGCUAAUGGGCCGCCCGCUACUGGGGGCGUGAGGUGACAGUUGGGCAGCGAAAGUGUGUGUGUGUGUGUGUGUGUGUGUGUGUGUGUGUGUGUGUGUGUGUGUGUGUGAGUAGAAAAGAGAGCGGCGAAAUCUAAUACCCAUGUGCACUAUCUUAACUUCCAUAGCUUUAAACAGGCACUAAUGGAAAUUAUUGAGUCUUUUCAUGUUUCUGUUGGUUUCAAUAAAUAUGUAUGUCACUGGGAAGAAGCAGCCAUGAGAAUCAUAUAGGACCUCUCAUCUCUGUGGCCUUACCUGAUGAGAUGACAAGGCAUUUCAAAAUACGAGCGAGACUUAACUUGCCGAGAUAGGAAGCGUUUCAAAGUACCAGUGAGGCUUUCAACCAAAUUAUUCAUCGCCUCCUCUCACAACCUUCAGAACCACAGUGUUUUCUUUUACUGUACCCUUUCUGCCAACUACUGACGGUCCUUGCAAGAAACCAUUGAAGAAAACCAUUUAUUUUGCCUUACUAUUUAUGUUGGCCACUAGUUAAAUGCGACCUCGGGCUCUCGUGCUGCUCCUUUCAUCAUAUCUUAUCGAUUUCUCCAGACCUGUUUUUUCUUCAAUAAUGAGUUUUUGGGGUAUACGUCUGAUCUAUAAAUAUUAAUAGCCACAUGAACCCGUAGUAAAGGUCACCUUGACCAACUUGGCAAAACUCAAGAUUAGAAAUUACGUGCUCUCUCUCUCUCUCUCUCUCUCUCUCUCUCAUCACAGUAGUUACAAUAUCAUGGAGUGAUUGGAGCGAUAAAAGUGGGAAGCAGGAGCACGUUUGGCCACGUACAAACACUCCUUCCAGUGACACAGUUCAAGAUAGCCCCUGAGUACUGGUGAGAUGAGCAACACUCUUGUCUUGCCGUAAACUAGGAAUGUAUAAUGGACUCCCCAUGGCUUAAGAAAAAAAAAAAACUAUAAGAACGUGGAAACAUUCGAUACAUACACUCAUGGCAGCUGUGUGUGUACCACUGAGGCAUGUGAAAAGUCAAGGAAGGAAAUUAUGUGGGGCGCUUUUUCUUGGCUGUGGUUCUACGGAAAGAGGGUCGUUGACCAAAAACAGAUAUCUCAGCAAAAUGACAUUAUAUACGAAUUAUCAAAUGCAGAAUUUGGCUUCCUGUCUGCAAGUCACAUGUGAAGAAGUCAAAGUAAGUGAAUGCUAUAAGAAUGUCAAGCAAUUAGAAUGAUAUGAAAAAUAAUACAGAAGUGGUAAAUAUCAAUACAAACAAACAUCAAAUUUAAACUUCCCGCUGAGCAGAAUGAAGUGGUAACAAAAACAUUCCUCAUUUUUUGAGACGUACAACAAUCUUACCUUGGUAAAAAAGCAACUCAUUUUUCUUCAAACACACUUUUCACUAACAAAAACAACAAAUAAACUAACCACGCUAAUUUUUCUUACAAAUCUAGAAUAUAAUAUGAAUGAAAAAGUAAAUAUUAGAAAGAAAGCAGAAGAAAAAAAUCCUAGUUAUCGUGAGGGACAACAAGUCAACAAGGCUCAGCUGACUGCCUGCAGACGACACGCGGCCCUUGGCACUGAUCAGGAUGUCGCCCCGUCAGGGUAUUACCAGUCUGUUCCUUGCGUCAGGGAGGUGGAGAGCAGUCCCAACUGUUAGAAAUACUGUUGGGAUGUGUGCCAGUCAGAAAAGGGAGUACUCUGAGGAUUUCCUGCUCAAAUGUUACCAGGAUCACAAGAAGUUAUGGGAAAGCAAAAAGAUGCCGGAGAAUGUCAACCUGAGAUCGGUGUUUGGUAACAAUGAACUUGAUCUCCGAGACAUCAAGAUCUAUGGCUUUGACUAUGACUACACCUUGGCACAUUAUAAAGUAGCCGUGGAGAAUCUGAUAUACGACCUGGGGAAGAAUGUCUUGGUCUCUAAAUAUAGGUAUCCAGAGAAGAUAAAGAACCUGCAGUACAACCGGGACUUGGCAGUGCGAGGGCUUCACUAUGACAUUGAGAAGGGUCUGCUGAUGAAGCUUGACCAGUUCCAGCAGCUGCAGAUUGGCUCCAUAUACCGUGGCCUGACCCGUCUCUCCCAGGAGGAGGUGAUGAAGAUCUAUGGAAGCCGCUCGCUGCCACUGCAUUAUGUUGAGGGACACUUGAAAGGGCUCUGUGAACUUGCUAAUUUUCAGACGGGCGUUGCAAUGGAUACCAAGAUGGCACACCUGGCAGAUCUGUUCUCCUUGCCGGAAAUGUGUCUGCUCAGCCAGGUGGCCCAGUACUUCAUGGACAACGACCUGCCCUACCACUCCGUCCCACUCUUCAACGAUGUCAAAGCCGCCAUCAGCAGCAUUCACCCUGAGAUGCACCGCAUUGUGGCCAGGAACAUUGAGGAGUAUCUGAUCAAAGACCCCGGCCUUGUCACAUUUUUUGAGAGGUUGAAAAACAAUAAUAAAGAACUCUUCAUCAUCACCAACAGUCCAUUCUCUUUUGUGAAUGUUGGGAUGACAUACCUAUUGGGUGAGGACUGGCGGCAGUACUUUGAUGUGGUGAUAGCCAGUGCCAAGAAACCUGCUUUCUUCACGGACAGCAUGAGGCCAUUCCGAGAGCUCAAUGAAGAAAUCCUGGUGCAGACUUGGGGCCCUGUCACAAGCUUAGAGAAGGGCAAGGUGUACCUGGAGGGUAAUCUGAAGCAGCUGCAGGAGAUGAAAGCGUGGCAUGGACAGGAGCUGCUGUACUUUGGUGACCACCCGUACAGUGACCUUGCCGAUGUAUCUCUCAACCACAGCUGGCGGACCGGUGCCAUCAUUUGGGAGCUGGAUUAUGAGAUUCAGUGCCUUAAUUCAGUGGAAUACAAGAAGACCAGUGGGUGGCUGGUGGUGCUGCAGUCACUCAUUGAGAGCUGCCAAGAUCUGGAGGAUGAAACUUCCCGGCAAAUAGUCAAGAAGUGGGUGGAGGAGAGGGACCAGCUCAGGCACAAGACGAAGGAGAUGUUCAACCCUCAGUUCGGCAGUGUCUUCAGAACUCACAACAAUCCCACUUAUUUCUCGCGUCGACUCUUCCGGUUCGCAGACAUCUACACCUCCCGACUCUCCAACCUCAAUGACUACUCCAUCAACCACACCUUCUACCCGAGGAGGGGAGUCCUGCCCCAUGAAUACAAGUCCCUGUUUGUGUGAGUAAUUUUAAGGAGCCAUGCAAUGGAUCUCAUCUCUUCAGUGAAUUUGUAAGUAUUAUUAUAAAAAGAAAAAUUUCCUCUAAUUUUGUAGUACACAUGCUGUGUUUUGAGGAGCCAUGGGGCUCUCUCCAGAUUUUAUUUUUAUAUGUCUGUUAUAAAUGAGAUGCUUAGAUCAUGACAGAAGGGAAGGAGCCUUGGCUGGGACAUGUCAUUAAUCACCUUCCCUUGAUACAACCUUGUGCCAGGAAGACAUCCAGACUUGGGUUUUAUUGUUCUUAUAUUGUGUUUUUAUUGUUCUUAUUUUGACUCACAUCAUUAAGUGGUAUUAACCAUAGAAAAUGGUGGCAAAGGAGUCCACAAGUCAGCAAUAAUUGAUUUUAUUAAAAUUUGUACUUACGACAUCAUGACAAUAACUUUUAUGUUAGUGUCUUAACUCAGGCAAUGUGUGUUGGUACUAUAUACUAUGUUAUGUAUUCAUAGUAAUAAUGAGCAUUGUCUUUUUAUUGAACAGAAGAUAUAACCACUGGGAUAGUUGAAGUGCAGAGCAAGGAAAUUUCAUGUUUUUUUAAAAUUUUUUUUAUGAAUAAUUGAUUAGUUUCACAGAUCUCAUGACUGUCCUAUAACUGUGCAAUACUGGGCUUCAUUUUCAUCAGAGCAGUAUUAAGAAUGGUGAGAGUUGCUGACACUUAUAAAGGUGUCACAGGUAGAAUUGUCUCCUAGACUGACCUGGGACUGUGUCGUAAAUAUCAACUCAAUAAAAACUUGACAAAAUUUCUCACAGUGAGGCAAUGUAGUUAGUGUACUUACAGUGUGCUGCUUAGUACAGCAUAUAGAUUUCAAGAUGCUGCUGAGAACUCAAGCAGUUGUUUAAUGCAUAAUUUUGAAGCAUUUAUUAAUUAAUUUUAUCUUUACAUGAAUGUAUUUAUAGUAUUCCCACUUGCACAAUAAAAUAUUAGAAGUGUAUUCAGACUAGAGAGGCUUUUACAAAAUGCUAUAUAAUUUCCAUGCAUUACACCAUGGACUAAGAAUGAAGUAUUCUCUGAGAACAGUUUCAGGAAAGGUCUGACAAUAUUAUCUGUAAUGGAAGUGCUUUCUUAUAUAAUAUUAUCAUGAGAAAAUCUCUAACCUCACUCGUUUUGGAAGUUGUGAUCUCCACCGGUGAGUGCUGACGGCUGCCCUGCCUCUCUUGUUAUCAUCCUGGUGAACUGUGUUUGUGAUCUUUUGCUUAGUUUCAUUAUGGAUAACUUACAGAAACUUUCUAUACAAAAUAAAAGUGUUUGCUACAAACGUGUAACUCCAUUAAGAAACGGGCUAUGCCAGGGCCAGUGAUGGGUUCAGCCUCAUUGUUUAUAAGUAUUAUGCUCCAAGUGGCUUGAAGUCACACUCGUGUGUCAAAGAGACAAGCAUGCAACAAAAUGUACAGUUUACUGUCACUAUCUCUGAGGGAGCAUGGUGGCAGUGUUUCCCAGACUAACAGUGGGCAGUGGCCUUGGGACACAGUGGUGUUUCUUCUGUUGUUUUAUGAUAACUCACUGUUGGUAUGGAUUAAUAAUAACUUCUAUCCUUGUGAUGUCUAGUGUACAAGUAUGGCUAUAAAGCUUUUAUGUAUUUAUUUUCCAAAGACUCUGCUUGAUGUAAUCAUGCUCUGCAGUCUAAGAUUGAUAAAUAUUUUGUUUGUCAAAGUGUUCGUAGGUUGUGGCUUCUUCACAACAUUGCUGAAGUUCAUGUAUGGAGAUGUGAUGGUAGAAAGAGAGAAAGACCUCAGCCAUUAAUUAAGGAGAUGUAUGAAUAGAGAGGCAGAGGCUUGACUGACAUAGUGAUCAUUGUUGAAUGCUUUAAGAGUCUAACUUUUGUUAUAUAUUUUUGGAAUUUAAACACUUUAUAUUGUUGAUAUUAUAUGAACAAAGUCUGCAGCAUCUGAUUAAGUUUAGGUUUUGACAUAGUUUUAUGCACACCUGAUCCCUUGUUAUCAUGCUGUAAAUUAUAACAUGAAUAAUUUUUGGAAUAAAAUAUCACAUUUUUAUGAUUUCAUGAAAAGAAACAAAGCACAAGAAAUCGGGCAAACAACAGAUUGUGUGGGAGAAAAAAUUCAGGAACCAUUAAGGGUAUGAGAACCCAUCCUGGCCGAGUGGUGUGUGUGUGUGUGUGUGUGUGUGUGUGUGUGUGUGUGUGUGUGUGUGUGUGUGUGUGUGUGUGUGUGUGUGCACUUUUAUUGUUCAGUGCACUAGAAUGUCCAAUUUCUUUUUUGUGCAGUAGAGGAUUUGAUUUCCUGAGACGGGAUAGUUGUAGAAUCUUUUUAAAGUUACCAGGUAUUAUCUAUUUAUCUUGCUUACCUCAUUUUUAAACUUGCUUUUUAUUUACUUAAACAAGAUAUGAUAUUAAUCCUUUGAUCAAAUCUCACUUGUUUCUUUACCAGUUAGUAUAGGCAAUAGUGCUUUUUGGUUUGUAUUGUGCCUUUCCUUAGUUACUCACAAAGGCCUGAGCAGUGUGAUAGUUGAUGUAGGCUCAUUCAUAUUAUUGUGAACCUCCAUGACUAUUUUUACUCAGUAUCUGUAUUCUCAAACACUUGUCCCAUCUUGGCUACUUUUAACAGGUUUUCAAGGGUGUUUUCUAAAUCUAGUGGUAGUUUUACAAGCAGUCUGUUUCACAAUUGGGAAAAUGCCUAUGAAAAUCUGAUUAAUCAUCUUCUUGGGCAUUGGAAGUAGUCCUUAUGUGAGUCAGGUGUUUCAAGAUACAUACAUGUUCAUGAUUUAUUGUGUUCAGUGCAGUUCAUCCUUUUGGAGUUUCUCAUUUGCAGUGAAAACAUUUUUGUAUUUUACUGAUGUGUAUGUUUUUUAUCUUGCCUGUCAUGAAUUGAUCCAGAAUUUAAGUACAGUAAGGACUUUGUGGUGUGUGGUGUACUACUUGAAGAUGUACUAUAGAAAGGAGCGUAUCAGUAGUGCAGCUGUAGCCAGUGGUCAAGUAACCUGCCACACUCUCACUGUGUCCAUAGUUCUCCCUCUGUUGUAUGUCCUCUGAGCUGCUGGCAACCUUACAUUACCUGACAAUUGAUAGAGCCUUGUGUUUUGUAGUUUCCACUCAGUCUUGAGUCCUCUGACUUGUUGACAGUCUUCCAAACUCUGACAGUUAAUAGAUUCUUGUGUCUUUUGUCUCCUUACUGGACAAUUAAUAGAUUUUUGUAUGCAAUGUCUUCCUUCAUUUAAUCUUGAAUAGUUUGAACUACUGACAGUCUUACAAAACUUGACAUUUGAUAGAUUCUUGUAUGCAUUGUCUUCCCUGAAACUCAAAUCUUCCAAUAUCUUGGCAGUCCUACAAAACCUGACAUUUGGUACAUUAUUCUCAAACAUUUUUCUACUCUAUCUUUAAUCCUUUGAUGGCUGACAUUCUUAUAGAACCUGACCUGAUCAGAGAGGACUUAACCCUUUCCCUGUUGGAUAAAUAUAUUCCUGUGUUCACCUACUACGACUUUUUAGACUCUUUCACAAGUGCUACAGUCUCUUGAAUAGCUCUGUAUCUUAUAAACGACAAAACUGACCAAUGUAUCCUUUUUUUUUUUGUAGUAUAUUGCAAAUCUAUAUUCGUUCAUUUAUUGUUAUUUUUCUAUAUAUUGCACUCUUAAUAUUAUCAGAAGAUGACUACAGGAGUAAUAGAUUUAUAGACUGAGGGAUGACAUGGAUGCAAUGGCAGAGUGUGGUAUGUUGCCCUUUGCCCCUGACUGUGCCUCCCUUAGAGCAUUGUUAUGAGGGCUUGCUAGGGCAUCCUGAGAUCUGGUUGGAAGGUGUAUUGGUGGAUGUGUGUGUAAAGAAGGAAAUAAUGAGAUCGUU
Molecule: messenger RNA, 7424 nt
Organism: Portunus trituberculatus (swimming crab)
Lineage: Eukaryota; Metazoa; Arthropoda; Malacostraca; Decapoda; Portunidae
Gene: Nt5c
Product: 5'-nucleotidase domain-containing protein 3-like
Exons: 13
Coding region: 2030-3601 (523 amino acids)
Molecular function (GO): 5'-nucleotidase activity
Source: RefSeq, a predicted model, not a curated record